AUUCCCACGAUGGACACAACCGACGCGCCGCAAGUGAUCGAGCACAUCACGAAGAGCGUCAAUUACACGCCGUACGACGCUCGAUGGAUCCCAUGCUCAGCUAGAUUCGUGUCUAUGGGCAUCCAUCCUCGGGCCACGGGUGCGAUCAACGUGUUCGCGCUGCAACAAGGCGAACUGAAGGUCGUCCAUGAAUUGGAAAAACAACAUGGCGUCAAGUGCGGCACGUUUGGCGCGUCAUCGUUAGAUGCACGUCACUUGGCCGUUGGAGACUACGCUGGCAUCAUGAGCAUAUAUGACUUUGAGAAGCCUGAAAUCCCAGUCUACUCGGCGCAAGCCCACAAGUCGAUCAUCAACUGCAUUGACGGCUGCGGCGGGCUCAAUAUCGGGUAUGGCGCCCCGGAACUUGCGACGGGUGGUCGUGAUGGGUGUGUGCGUGUGUGGGACACGCGGGUGGCAAACCCUGUUGUGUCGUUGGAACCUGACCAAGGGGAAGCGGUGCGGGACUGCUGGACCGUUGCCUUCGGGAACUCGUUCAACGACGACGAGCGCUGCCUUGCCGCCGGGUACGACAACGGCGACGUCAAGCUGUUUGACCUUCGAACCAACACGAUGCGAUGGGAAACGAACGUCCAGAAUGGCGUCGUGGGCGUCCAGUUCGACCGCAAGGACAUUGAAAUGAACAAGUUGCUCGUCACGACCCUCGAAUCCAAGUUCCGCAUGUACGACAUGCGCACGUUCCAUCCCGCCAAGGGAUAUGCAUUUAUGAGCGAAAAGGCGCACAAGUCGACGGUGUGGCAAGGCCGUUUCUUACCUCAGAACCGCGACCUCUUCAUGACCGGCGGGGGCAAUGGCGGCUUCAACCUCUACAAAUACCAUUACCCAUCGUCGCGCACCACGCCAGACGCCGACGGCAUUCACAUGGGCGUCGGCGGCACCGUGGAACUUCUCAACUCCCGCGUGCUGUCGACGCAGCCCAUCGUGAGCAUGGACUGGAGCCCCGACCGUGAAGGCCUCUGUGUCCUAUCGUGCCUCGACCAAACUGUGCGGGUGUACAUUGUGUCCAAGACUAACAAAUAUUAAUACCCGCAGAAGUCCAAAUUGUAUCGAAAGAGUAAAUAUAAUGGGAUAAACCGAUCAUUACAGUAACCUCA
Messenger RNA from Aphanomyces astaci, 1151 nucleotides. RefSeq lists its product as hypothetical. The transcript is spliced from 6 exons. Gene Ontology annotation, molecular function: ubiquitin binding. Lineage: Eukaryota; Oomycota; Saprolegniomycetes; Saprolegniales; Verrucalvaceae. The record is from RefSeq and is a predicted model, not a curated record. Bases 10 to 1080 code for a protein of 356 amino acids.